Phytophthora infestans T30-4 is the source of this 1038-nucleotide messenger RNA. Its product is annotated as pectinesterase, putative. The coding region runs from base 1 to 1038 and encodes 345 amino acids. Gene Ontology annotation, molecular function: pectinesterase activity. The record is from RefSeq and is a predicted model, not a curated record. Gene Ontology annotation, biological process: cell wall modification. The transcript has a single exon. Lineage: Eukaryota; Oomycota; Peronosporomycetes; Peronosporales; Peronosporaceae.
AUGCAGAUCAUUGCACCCCUCGUUGCUUUCGCCGGUCUCACCACUGUCGGAGCUCUUGGCGACCGCGCAUGCAGCGGACCGAAUGCGCGUACGGACCCUCCGACUGGCGCUAUUGUUGUCGACGCCACGGGUGCCUACAAGAACAGUUUUCGGACUGUGUCGGAGGGUGUGGCAAAACUGGACCCCAAGACGACCUCGGAGCAGACUGUGUUCGUGCGUCCUGGUGUCUACAACGAACAGGUGCUGAUCUCGCCGCUGUCGGGCCCACUGGUGCUCCAGGGCUUCACGUGCGACGCUAUGUCAUACGCCAGCAACGAGGUUACCAUUACCCAGGCAAAGGCCCAGAAGGACAUCCCCGCCGAGGUGACGGGCGAAGCUCGAAACGACAUGACCAGUACUGUGCGCUUCAAGUCGGACAACGUAAAGGUGUACAACCUCAACAUCGCUAAUACCGCUGGCAACGUGGGUCAAGCGCUGGCCGUCAACGUCAACGCCACCGACUAUGGCUUCUACGCGUGCAACCUCACGGGCUAUCAGGACACUGUUCUCGCCGACAAGGGCCGUGAGCUCUACGCCCGCACGUACAUCAACGGUGCCACUGACUUUAUCUUCGGUCGCUACGCCCAGGCCUGGUUCGAGUCUUGCGACAUCGAGACCAUCGGCACCGGUUUCAUUACCGCAAGUGGGCGUGAAUCCGAGUCCAGCUCGGCCACAUUCGUCAUUAACCGUGCCCGUGUAUUCGGUAAGAGUGGCGUUAACUCGACUGUUCUAGGCCGCCCGUGGCGUCCGUACGCCAAGGUCAUCUGGCAGAACAGCGAGCUCGGUGACGUGGUCAAGCCGGAGGGCUGGGCGAAAUGGGACGCUACUUCCAGCACGGAUAAAAUUAUCUUCAAGGAGUUCAACAACUCAGGUCCCGGUGCCAACACUGGCAACCGUGUUGCCUUCAGCGGACAGCUCGACGCACCUGUGACCAUCAAGGAAGUCCUCGGCGAGGACUACGAGACCCAGUGGUGGGUUGACAACAACUACCUGUGGUAA